Messenger RNA from Colias croceus (clouded yellow), 3163 nucleotides. Its product is annotated as estradiol 17-beta-dehydrogenase 11-like. The record is from RefSeq and is a predicted model, not a curated record. The transcript is spliced from 7 exons. Gene Ontology annotation, cellular component: lipid droplet. Gene Ontology annotation, molecular function: oxidoreductase activity, acting on the CH-OH group of donors, NAD or NADP as acceptor. Lineage: Eukaryota; Metazoa; Arthropoda; Insecta; Lepidoptera; Pieridae. The coding region runs from base 335 to 1408 and encodes 357 amino acids.
UAGUUUGAUACGCUCACCCAGUCGAUUCGCAGCAUCGCGCGCUGUUGCCGGCCAGUUCGAAACAACGACCCAACAGCCGCGCGUAACGCGUUCCAAAUUCGAAAAUUAAAAUUUUCAUAUUUUAUGACAGUCUUUUGUCAUCGUUAUUCUAAAAAUAAAAUAUUAAAUUAUAAGUGAAAAAGUGCAUCAGGCUGAUCGUCUUUCCAAGUCCCAAAUUACGAAAGUGCAAGAAAAAUAAUCGAACAGAUAAGAAACGCCAAUGUGGUAAUGACUAACGGGACACGUGCUACUGGAACCAUACACGUAUAAUAUCUAAGUAAAAACAAUAAAAAACAUGUCGACAGAAACUCAAGAGUACGUUAAUGGCAUGAGGCCGGGCCCUUUGACGAGGGAGAUACCAGAGUGCAUGCGAAAUAAAUACACUUUGAUCCAAUCAAUUUUUGACCUUAUUGUAACGUUGGUGACAGUUAUCGGAUAUCUAUUUCAAGGAAUAUACAGAUCGAUCAUAGGGAAGCCGAAGAAAGACCUGAAGGGUCGAAUUGCCUUGAUCACGGGCGGGGGCGGCGGUCUGGGAAGCCUUAUUGCCUUGCGACUCGCGAGGCUCGGAUGUGUGGUUGUACUAUGGGAUAUAAAUAAACAAGGACUUGAAGACACAGUGAAGCUAGUCAAAGGCAUCGGAGGAAAAUGCUACGGUUAUGUCGUAGACUUAGCCGCUCGGGAGGACAUCUACCGAGUUGCCGACCAAGUGCGAAAGGACGUGGGAAAUGUAUCCCUUCUCGUGAACAACGCGGGUGUGGUAUCUGGUAUGUACCUCCUUGAUACACCGGACCAUCUCAUCCAAAGGACGUUUGAUGUUAACAUCUUAGCUCAUUUCUGGACAGUAAAAGCGUUUAUCCCAGACAUGAUCGAAAGCAACGACGGGCAUAUAGUGACCAUAGCGUCCAUGGCCGGGCACGUGGGCGUCCCCAAGUUGGUCGACUAUUGCGCGUCCAAAUCCGCCGCGUGUGGAUUUGAUGAAGCCCUCAAUGUGGAACUGGAGUCCAAAGGAAUAAAGGGCGUCCACACAUCGCUCAUCUGCCCGUACUUUAUUAGAGCUACGGGAAUGUUUGAAGAAGUUAACUCGAGGAUCGUCCCUCAGUUGAACUCCAAUGACGUAGCGGAUCGCGUGGUGUACGCGAUACGGACCAACGAGCGGCUCGCCAUGAUACCCGCAUACUUCAGACUUUUGCUGCCUUUCAAAUGGAUUGUCCCAUGGGCAUGCACGUCGGAAAUGAUCCGCGGUCUCGUGCCGGACGCGAUGCCCGCGCCCAUGCCCAUGCCCGAGCACAAAUUGGACGCGCCCACGACCGGGAAGGACUCGCGGCCCAUGACUUUAGUCCCACCCGCUAGACACGACCGACAUGUCUGACCAUGCUCUAAUCUUAUUUUUUUCGAAUGAUGAUUACUUAGAGCAUUAAACCCAUUGUUUAAAGUUGGUUUAAUGCUCUUAGGCUAUAAUGGUUGUUAGGGAUUGUUCUGGUGUUUUGUGUUUAAGUAUAGUACCUACUAUUGGAUAUUUUAAUGUAUUUUAUCCCGUCGCUGUAAGAAACAACGCGAACGGGAUAAACAAGUAUGUACCUAUAUACGUACUACUCAAAAGAAAAUAAAAGUGACUUAUUCAUUUCAUCUUGAUUUAAAUUGACUCUUUCACAACAUGUUAAAAACAUCGUUUAUUGUUGAUAACGUAAGUACAAUCUCAAGAAUAUAUAUUAACUCUUUUUUUUUUCCAACCCUUUAUAUAUUCUUUUGAGUGGUAUAUAAUAAAUAAAUCGCCUUUUAAAACCGUCAAAAGUCAUUAAUUUCCAAAUUAUAUAUGAUAUAAUUUUUAAAUUAAGUAUAGACUUAACGAAAAAUAAUUGACUUUGAACAUCUUCGACAUGUCUUGGCUCGACAUUUGUUUCUAUUACUUAUCCCUUUAUCGUUGUAAUUGUAAAAAAUCAGAGUUCAAGUCUAUUAUUAAGUUAUUAAGUAAUUAAUGAGGACCAUGCAAUGCCUUAGUGAUUUGUAAAAAAUAUAAAAUAUGACAACUUCUAAUGGUGCAUCAAUAAGUGACCUUAACUUAGUGAAUGAAAGACAAUCUUCAAAAUAUAAGUUGUAAUACAAGUUUAUACGAGAAAAACGGAAAAAAAGCAUCUUUUAUAUCAUUUAUUUUUAAUAACGCUUGUGAAUUUUGUAAUAUUUUCAUAGUUUUGUUAUACGAUUUACAUUAAAACGUUUUUGACAUAAUUCUCUAUUAAAUAAAUGUUAAUGGUGCAAUUAUAUAAUUUUACUCUUCACAAAAUGUGUCUACAUCAAUACUUUUAAGUUAACAUUAAAUAAUUUUAGUAAAGCUGUGGUACUUAGUCAAAUUAAGAUAACAAGAGAUUUUGGAUGUGAUUUCUAGUUAAAAUAUAGUUUAGUUAUUUUUAUAUCCCUUUUAUACUGUGGUAGCUAGGUACUACAUUGCAAUAUCAAUAACUUUUAUUUUACUUAAUAUGAGAAAUUCCUCUUUUUGUAUCUAAAUCUAUGUGCCUUAAGAAUAACAUUUCAAUUUCGUUUAUAAGAACGUUAAAAAUGUCUAAUAGUUUAUCAUAUAAGACCUUUUUUUAUUUUGAAAUUACACGGCAGCUAGAUAAUUUAUAACACAAUAUAAAUGAAGAAUAAGAUUGUUUCAAAUAAUUGAAUUAAUAACACAUCCAUAGCUAAAGAUAUUGCAAGUAUUGUAGCACGUCCUCAAGUGAGCUCAAGAGCGAACUUGGUACACAUUACCUCUUAUUUUUAUUUAGGUAAUUAAUGAGGGUUCGGUUAGAUAACAUGCAAUUUGCUCAACAUCCGAAUGCAGAUAAUAAUUAAUUUUUAUGUUAUUUAGUUUGAUCAUAAAUCCAUCUUCAAGAGGCGCAAAUUGCAUUUUAUCAAUAGUUGUUUUGAGCAUUUUAUUUAUAGCUAUAAUAUAUUGUAUAUGUAUCAAAGGCAUUUUAUUGUAUCAAAAGUUUUAAAAACUCGUCAACUGUAUGUAACUAUGUAAUAAAUAAGGUUUGCAUUUGUACGACCAAUUUUGUAUACAUUCCAUUUUGUGAUGUAGGUAAUAAUGUUUGGGAUAUACGAAUUAUUUUUAUAACUAAUAAAUGAAAUGAACAUACAUUAA